Molecule: messenger RNA, 983 nt
Organism: Saprolegnia parasitica CBS 223.65
Lineage: Eukaryota; Oomycota; Saprolegniomycetes; Saprolegniales; Saprolegniaceae
Exons: 1
Coding region: 1-921 (306 amino acids)
Biological process (GO): regulation of DNA-templated transcription
Molecular function (GO): DNA-binding transcription factor activity; sequence-specific DNA binding
Source: RefSeq, a predicted model, not a curated record
AUGAUGCACGAGCUGCCCGCGUCGCCGACGUCGUCGAGCACCGAGACCAUGUCGUCGCACACGCCGACCAAGAAGCGCAAGGUCGGCGUGCCCAAGUUCCUCCGGUACCUCUACCAGAUCCUCGAGAAGGAAGACAGCGCGAUCAUCUCGUGGGCGAACGGUGGCACGUCGAUCCAGAUCCUCGACACGGACCGCGUCGCGCAGUACAUUUUGCCAAAGUACUUUAAACACUCCAAGUACGCGAGCUUCCAGCGCCAGCUCAACUACUUUGGCUUCCGCAAGUGGACGAAGAGCCAGACCAACAUUUGCACGUUCAGCCACCCCGAGUUUCGCCAGAAUCGACCAGACCGCUUGUACCUCAUCAAGCGCAAGAACAGUCCCGAGUCGGCGCGCAAGAAGCCGUCCUCGAAAACAACGUCGCACGAGAAGACGGCGCCGAUGCCACCGAUGCUGCACUUUCAGAUGCGGCAGCACCUCCACCCGAUGGCGCCCAUGAGCUACGACUUUUUGGCGCCAGCGAGCACGUCGUCGUCGCCGUCGGCGGGCUUUCAGCGCGCGCUCUUCCCGAACGACGUGCUCGACUUCAACCCGACCAAGAAGGAGAGCAUGCUGUUUGGAUUCCAGUCCAAGCCGUCGCCGACGACGACGCCGCUGCCGUCAACGCACCUUCUCUCGGACAUUGAGAACCUCCAGAUCCAAGGCGACGGCCCGAGCUUUAGCCUCUUGGACGUCAACCACAUGAUGUUUGGGGGCGGCGCAUCGACGCCGCUCCCACCGUCCAUGCUGCCCGACUUCAAGGACUCUACGAACGAGACGCACUUUGAUUUUGAUAUGAACUGCGCGUGGCUCGACAGCUUUACGCCCGUGGAUCCGGUCGCGUACCCCAAUGGACCGCCGUUCAACCACGCCGAGUACGCAUGAUAGACGACCAAGCACUAUUAGAAGACAAUAUUCACCACACAUAACACGUUAUCUAUCUCCAA